Messenger RNA from Caenorhabditis elegans, 996 nucleotides. NCBI's taxonomy places the organism in Eukaryota, Metazoa, Nematoda, Chromadorea, Rhabditida, Rhabditidae. The record is from the annotation of a RefSeq genome assembly.
AUGCAAGAUUCUGUUGAGUUGUGCAUUCAUACUGUACAAUAUGUUGGUUUUACAACAGCUCAAAUCACCAACUCAAUUCUUCUUUAUCUAAUAUUCACGGCAACUACAAAACUUCUCGGAAGUUUUCGUCAUGUUAUGGCAGUUUUUGCAGCGUACUCUCUGGUUUAUACAUGGAUUGAAAUUCUUACACAACCAAUUGUUCAGACAUAUGGAUCUAUGGUUAUUCUGAUGGUAGAUAGCCCCAUAAAACAUGAAACAUGGAUUGGGAAUGACGUUGCAUGUCUCUUUUGUGCUUCAUUUGCUCUGAUCAUUUCCUUGUUGGCCGCCCAAUUUUAUUAUAAAUUUCUAGCGAUUUGCAAGCCAACAUUAUUGUCAAAUUUGAAAGGUUUCAUGUUGACAUUAAUAUUUAUUCCUUGUUUAAUUUGUUUCUUUGCUUGGUUUGGACUUGCUGAAUUCGGAAUGUAAAACACUACUGAGAAACAGGAAUAUAUGAGAUCAGUAAUGCUGGGAAACUAUGAUAUUGAUUUGAGAAACACUACAUUCAUGGGCCCAUUAUAUUUUACAAUCGGACCAGAUGGAGAAAGACAGUGGAAAUUUCCAGAUAUUAUCAGUUAUUUGGGAUGUUCCUUCAUUAGUGGAAUAUGCUUCAUAACAAUCACUAUUUGUGCUCUAAAAAUGCGAACUAAAUUGAACAAUUCUCGAUCUUCAAUGAGUGCCAAGACAAGGUCACUAAACAGGCAAUUAUUCAGGACUCUCUUAAUUCAAACAAUAUUUCCAGCAGUAUUAAUGUAUAUACCUGUAAGCAAGGUCAUGACCGUUCCUUUCUUCGAAAUUGGAAUUGGAAAGUUUUCGAAUUUCGGCGGAGUAUUGGUUGCAAUAUAUCCUGCAAUUGAGCCAUGUAUUGCUAUUCUUUGUAUCAAAGAUUUUCGAAUGACCAUACUUUGUAAAUCUCGUAGCUCUAGAAUGCUUGUGAAAUCAACUUCAUCUCGCAACUAA